Messenger RNA from Hippoglossus stenolepis (Pacific halibut), 7714 nucleotides. RefSeq names its product UPF0606 protein KIAA1549. The record is from RefSeq and is a predicted model, not a curated record. NCBI's taxonomy places the organism in Eukaryota, Metazoa, Chordata, Actinopteri, Pleuronectiformes, Pleuronectidae. The coding region runs from base 427 to 4719 and encodes 1430 amino acids. The transcript has 21 exons.
GCGCGGCUGUGGAGGCGUGACGCGCCUGCAGCUCGUGCCCAGGAUGUCAGGUCGGUUUGAUGUGAGCCAGAACUAAACUGUGUCUGUGCCGUUAGCUCGGCUCGGCUCGGCUCGGAUCGGUUCGGAUCCUUCUCUUGUUAACGUCGGUAUCGAUGCCGCUGCUCUGAUCCGCGUGCCCGCUGCUCGGUGUCGUUGAAACAGCUGCGGCUGCGCGCUCACGUGGAGGAGGGAGGAGGCUCGACACUAACACGGUCAUUUACGUUAAACCGGGACUGGACCGGGACUGUACCGGAUUUCAGGGCAAGGAUGUUCCGCAGCUCUUACCCCGGGGAUGGAGGCUGAGCAGCGGGAUGAAUCAGCCGAGCUGCCCGGUCCUCCUGACGGGCCCUUGGUGUUCGGUACUGGGAUCAGACCCCUCUGAGAGCGAUGGACACCAGGACCAGGACCAGGAUGGACCUCAGACCUUCAGUGUUCAGACUCAUGCUCUCUGUGACCCUGCUGUUGACUGGCACGCUGGUUUCCAUGGUGACGUCAAGCUCACCUGUUGCAGGUGUGUUGGACUUCAACAGAACGACGGAGCCUUCGUCACCUCCUUCAACUCCAUCAUUCCUCUCCUCCUCUCCAAGACCCUCGACCACCAGCCCCCCUUCAGACUCUGGUUACCAUGUUAACAGUGGUGUUGCAGGUUUGGCUGAGGACUUGGACUCUGGAGCUCAGGGGAUCCACCUCCUCCUGAGACCCCCAGACCUCCUUUCCCCCAGCCUUCCCCCACCCCUCCCCCCUCACACCCAGCCCACACUCACGCCUCCACCGCCCUGGGAGCAGGGCCCUGCCCUGGAGGAGGCCUGGGGCUCCGGAGACUACCUGGAGACUCUGUCCUUCAUUGUGCCUGACGGUGAGGAACUGGCACUGGCCACGUCUCUACCCAGCCACCCCUAUGAAGAUGACACCGGUGGGGACUGGGUCUCCUAUGACACCGCCUUCCCCACCCGUCCCACACUGUCACUAUCCACCCCCCUCCCCCUCUCCCCCUCCACCUCCACCUCCAGCAUUCCGCUUCACACCCACCCAACCCACCCAGACGUCUUCCCCACCUGGGACGAGGACUACGACCUGGAGGACAUGACGCCACUGGAGCCGACGGAGCUGCUGCUUCCGGACAUGAACAGUCUGGAGUACUACACCAACCUGCUGGCGAAAGAAAGAGACAAAGAGAGAGAAAAAGAGAGAGAGAAAGAGAGGGAGAGAGACCAGGAGCAAGUAAACCAGACCGACUCCAAAACUCCCAUCUCUCCUACAACCACACAACCUCACCCUCCGUCUCCGAGCUCCGCCUCUCCUCCAGGACAGGGCCCCAAUAGUCCUCAGCCGGGGCCAACCCCCCCCCUUAAUCUCUCACCGACACUCACAGGUGAGAAGAAACCACCUGUUCUGCCGAUGUCCCCCAAAACACCCUCUACCCCUUUCCCUCCAAAACCUACAGACCGCAUUCAGGGUCAAUACCCUCCCCGCCCCCCCUCUAACACCACCAGCCGGGUGCCUCCCCCUCCCCCGCUGGGUCCGCCCACCCGCCCCGAAAGGCCGGAGCGCCUGCCGGUGGUCACAGAGACGCCGGUGAAGGAUCCACCUACCAAGUCCACCAAGGCGAGCACCACCUCCAUCACCACCACCACUCAGAACACUGCCAUCAGCCUGACCAGAGCGCCCCCUGUCACCACACCGAGGGUGGCCCAGCCGCUGCCCACCAGACAGUACCUGUGCAAUGUUACGAAACCAGAGAUGUACUUGGUCAGAGUAGUCAGCUCCAGAGGGUCAUCGGCUGGUUUCAGUCAGGUCCGAGAUCUUCUGAGGAGAGAGUUCAACCGCUCAGUGGAGCUGCAGUUCCUGAGAACGCCGUCCAGCUUCGCCUUUCGUGUCGUAUCUGGACCGUUGAUCUUCACUGCCAUGGCCGUCAUCAAUGCCCUGCGCCAACCGCCACGCUCCUUUGGCCCCGUUCCCACCGUGUCACCGCUCUACACCGUACCUGACCUCAGGUAUCAGAUCCACUCUGUGCUGCAGUUUGUCCCCACCCACGUCGACGUCCGAUUCUGUAACUUCAGUGAACGUGUGGAGAGAGGGCUGAUGAUGGCGUACACUGAGACACGUAGACGGUCACAUGAGGCGGGAACCGUCACUGUACAGCUGUUGAACGUCACCAUGAGCGUGUCCCGGCUUUCAGUCGAGCAGACGGUUCCCGUCGAUGUCACAUUUGCAGUGCGUGAUGGAUGGGGCUACCUUCUGGGGUCAGAGGUCAGCGAACACCUGAGGAAGCUCAGCCUGGUUGAGUUCAGCUUCUUCGUCGGAUUUCCUGCUCUGCAGAUCGCAGAACCGUUUCACUACCUUGAGCUGAACACGUCUCAUCACCUGCGCUUCACCUGGGUCCGAACAGUGCUACUGGGCGUUCAGGAGCAGCAGGUGACGGAGAGAAGUUUUAAAGCUCGUCUGGAGCGACGUCUGGCUCAGCUGCUGGAGGAGGGACUGCAGGAGUCCAGCAGGAGGCGGAGGAGAGCCACAGCUGUGGGCAACAACAGUCUGCAGGUGGUGCGUGUGGCGAGGCUGUCAGGCUCAGAGCGCCCCCUGGAGGUCAUGUAUUUUGUGGAGGGUCAGAACGGUGAGCGAAUCCCUGCGGAGAAAACUGCCGCCACCUUGAACCGCCUCGACCUUCAGAGGGCCGCCAUCGUCCUCGGACACCGAGUUCAAAGACCUCUGGCCCAACCAAUGGAGAGGGUCUCUGUCCCUCCAGCGGAGACUCAGAGCAGCAGUAUCUUGCUGAUCGUGGGCGUGGUUGUCCCCGUGCUGCUCGCUGUUUUCAUCAUCAUCAUCCUCUACUGGAAACUGUGCGGCUCAGAGAAACUCGAGUUCCAACCGGACGCCAUCAACACCAUCCAGCAGAGGCAGAAGCUUCAGGCUCCGAGUGUCAAAGGCUUUGACUUCGCCAAACUCCACCUGGGUCAACACAGUAAAGACGACAUCAUGGUGAUCCAGGAGCCCGGGCCACUGCCCGCCCCUGUCAAAGAGGCUACGCCCCCCGAUGGCGGAGACCUCAACACCCCCAAAUCUAAAGGAUCGUCCACUAAGGCCGGACGGUCGGGCCGCCGCAGGGGAAGACUCAGCCCGUCAGACGGGGACUCGUUAGGCAGCGACCAAUCCAGUGGCAGAGAGUCAGCAGAGGAGAGCACCCGACCUGUGGCCAUGCCCAGUGAGGGGAAACUGCACAGGAAGACGCCCAAAAAUGGACGAAGCAAGAUCGUUCCUUCAGGCAGCGGUCCAGACGAGCCUCUGUCCUCAUCCUCCAUCUUUGACCACGUAGACCGUCUUUCUCGAGGCUCGUCUGACGGCACGCGGCGACAGGCCAACAAGGUGCAGCUGAUCGCCAUGCAGCCUCGACCGAGUCUGCAGCCGGCGCAUGCCCCGCCCCAUCCAAGCCCAACGCUUACGGAGAAGGUCAACACAGAGGUGGCGCUGAGACACAAGUCAGAGAUCGAACAUCACAGGAACAAACUCCGGCAGCGCGCUAAGAGGCGGGGUCAGUGUGACUUUCCCUCCAUGGACGACAUAAUGGAUGCCUUCGGAGACGGGCCGGUGCAGAGCGAGGUUGCACAGCGACUCUACAGCUCCGCCCACGACCACAUGGAUUGUAUUCUGCAGGCCGACACCCCCUCACCCCCGACCCCCACCGACUCCAGGAAGAGGGGGAGGCGCUCUCCUCGGGGUCGCCGUGCUCAACCAGGACCUGGAAGUCUUCCUGAUACCGACAGAGAUCGCCUUCUUACCGAUCAGAGCGCCACCUACAGGAAGUACCCGGGACUCAACAACGUGGCCUACAUGUCGGACCCUGACCUGCCCCCAGAUCAUGGCAGUCCGUCUCCUACAGACGAGGUGUUUGACCCGGCCCCAGCUCCACCCCCCUACAUGCCCCCACAGCCAUCCAUUGAGGAGGCCCGGCAACAGAUGCACUCUCUUCUGGAUGACGCCUUUGCUCUGGUUUCACCGUCCUCGCAGGGCAGCGCCGGGGUGAGCGGGAUAAGCCCUGCCCUGCCCAGCCCCUCCCCUCAGGUCCGUCCCCCGGGCAGACAGUGGGGUUCCUACCCAGCAGCCCCCUCUCACAGCCCCUUCUCUGCAAGAUACGUAGAGUUAGGAAUGUCUCCUACGUCGGUCCAGGGCCUCCUGCAGGGGCAGGGCCUGAGCUCAGGAGGGUAUGUUUCCACUGGAGAUCAGCUGCAGGAGUCAGUUUACUCCAACAGGGGGCAAUAUGAGGACCCCCCCUCCUCCUCCAGACCACGGCCUGUUGGGGGCAGCACAGGAGCACAGCUCCACCACCUGACGCAGGUGGGUUUGUCCAGUCAGAUCGGUGCUUACCCUGGGGUAGGUCGCAGCAUGUCUGGCCCCACCGGCUCAAGCUGGACCCAGCAGCAUUCAGACCAGGAACUAUCAAGACCAGGAGACAGCAGAGAGAGCGUGCUGUCGUUUCCUGAGUUCUCCUCUUCCUCUGUUUUCCAGAUGCCCAGCUCCUCAUUGCGUGACCCAUCGGCACCACCUCUCCUCCUGACCUCACCAACUCCAGAAUAUCCACCAGAGGACGCCUCGCCCUCCGCCCACACCUCUGCCUCGCUUAUCAAGGCUAUCAGAGAGGAGCUGCGUCGCCUGGCCCAGAAGCAGGUGGUGACCAGUUACCCUUAGACCUAUGUGGACUGGUUUGGAUCAGGACUCUGCUGGUCCCAAUAGUUAUUGUUUUGAACCACCAGAGCGUGAAUGGACUGGAUUCGAAAUUUUAAACUAAUGAUCCACACUUUUGACUCUCUUGAGCAGAUUUGCGUCUCAGUAGCUAAACCUAAAUUAACUCCGGACCAUGAUCCACGUCUCCUGUUUCCUGACUGAAAGACCUCUGGUACUUAACAGGGUUCUGUCUGUCUGUCUGUUGGUCAUUCUUCAACUCUGUGUUUCAUCAGGAGUUUGACUCAUUACAUUCCUACUGAAGUGCUUCCUGGACUGGAUUGUCCCAUAUAGAGUCUUAGACCUGAUCAUACUUUCUGAAUUUGUGGAGGGGGUUGUCACUCUUGACCUUUUGGUGCUGAUCAUCCCUCAUGGAGGUCUGGAGUACAUUGUACCUUCUGGAUGGAUGGCAUAGCUGAACCACCUUAGGCUGUCCUGAUCACCUACAGUGGAAGAUCUCUAUUUACCAUCUGCAGUGGUUUGUCCCAUCUGAUCCUAUGGAGUGGAUUGUUCAUUCUGGAGUUCUAGAGUGGAAAUUCAUUCCUGAACUCUUUGUGUUAAUGGUUCAUCCUAAUCUUCUCAUGUGAAUUAUUCAUUUUUAACUUCUGGAACAGAUUGUCCAUCCAAGAUUUCAGAUUUGGACAGUCCCGUCCAGCGGAUUGUUUCUUCUAGAGUUGUUGAGUUGAAAUUAUUUCUUGAACUCCUGCAGCUGAUUGCAUUGGAUAGUCCUACCUGAAGAGCUAGAGUUGAUGGUCCAUCCUAACCUUCUCAUGUGGAUCAUUCCCUCUGAACUUCUGGAACAGAUUGUCCCUCUAAGAUUGGGAAAAUCCCUUCUGACCCUCUGGAGUGGAUGGUCCUUCCUUGACUUCUGGAUCUGGACCAUCGCUUCUGGAGUUUUGAAGUGGAUUAUCCCUCUGGACGUUCUGUGGUGCUAACCAUCAGCCUCAUACCAUCUUCUCAUUAACCACUUAUUGCCUUCCACACUUCCAUCAGCCAUGGGAAUCAGGUCUCUUUUCAUAAAGCAUAUUGAUGAGGUCUUUGCACUGUCGACAGCAGGAGGUGGAGUAAAGUAAGUACAACAUAGGGGCAAAAAACAGGAAAAGUAUGUAUAAAUAUCUAUGAAAAUGAAUACAAAUAUAUGUAAAGAGAUAGAAUCCAAAUGAGCACAAUUUAAUGUCAGAGUUAUUAUUGGAGUAUUGAGAUGUUACAUAUUUUCUAUUGCCUAUAUAUGAAAGUAAACUUAAAUCUUUUAUUUUAAUGACAAAAGACCAAACUACUGUUCUAUGGUUGUAGUCCUACGUAUUUGAGCUUGCUGUAGAUUUUGAGCCGUCUUUUGUUUCUCUUUGGAGACGUUGCUUGGCGUAGCUGCUAGUGCACGUGUUCAUGUAUAGGUGGCAAUGAAAAAAAUUGCGUGAUUGCGUUGCUUUAUGGAGUUUUUACGUCGCUGAUUUGUUGCAUCCAUCUUUGGGCUGAGCGCUGAGUCUGUUGGGCAUCAGGUGGAUUCAUGUAGAGGAGCAGAGACGGGAACGGCCAGGAACUGAAGCUACAGCAGUGUCCCCUGGAGGCUGUAAUAUGUAUAACACACAAACUAACUUUCUUACCACCAACUGAGUGUCAUCAGUGCACCAGUGAUGGGAGAUUCCUUCAAAACUUAUUUUUACCUGAUUGCAGGUAAACAAAUAUGAUCAGCAUUUAACAGCUGCCUCAUUAGUGCCCCUUGAGGCUGUUAUGUUCACUACACACCAGAAGAAUAAACAAUUAAAAAGAUAAAUCUUUACCAUCAUUUUAGUAGGUUGGGGUAAAAACUUAUAAGUAAGGUUUGUAAAGGUUGAAUAUUAUUUUGAAAUCCAGUCGAUCGUGUGGUUCCCGUCUCUCCUGGUUGGAUGGUUCCUGUUUAUUAUCGCUUUAAAACUGGUUGAGGGGGUUUAUUAGUCUUUGCUCUUCUUCAGCAUGUUCGACUCAGUUUGAAGCUUUAGCUACUCGUGAUGUUCCAGUCAAUGUUAGCAUGCUGCUAAAAGAUGUUAAAAACAAAGAUAAUAGAAGUUAAGAGGUGUUCCAUGUUCAGAGUGAGCGAAGAGUGAUUUACGUCACAGUGCCAUAAAAACAUCUUUCAUCUCAACACAAGAAAAAAAUCCAUCAUAUAAAACAUUGUUUUUUCAACAUUUUAAAAAGAUAUUUUGGAAUCUGAAUGAAGACAAUUAAAAUAAACAUAUAAAUGAAAGUGAAUUUGAUGUUGAAUAGAAAAUAAUAUUAAGAAAAGAUUUUAUGUGUGAUUUUUCUGCUGAACCUACUCACAUCCUUCAUGGACCAGAAACGAACCACUUGGACUCUGAUUCAACCUAGCGCCUUGGACUUGGCCACGCCCACUGGAUCACACGGUGCUAACUUAACGAGUUGAGGUGAAACUCUCGCACAAAACACGAACACGGACACAAAAACCUGCAGUUUGUCUUCUCACGUCAAAACAGGCUCCAUAAAUGGAAUGUUUCAGUGUUUUUUAGAGUUUCAGUUUUUCUCGAUCUGAGACGAAUAUGUGGAAGUUUAUUUAUGACAAAACGACUGAUUCUGACCAGAAUCACUGAGACUCUGGUUCGUACAACAACACGGCCACAAAGAUUUAUAUCCCACAGCAAAGGGCCGUGAGUCAUGUGAUGCUCAUUUACAGCGAGCAGUUGCUCUUGUUCUGUCAUGAAUGAACAACAACAUUCCUGCUGCUCCUCUGGACACCAACACGCACCUGGGCCCAGGUCCGGCUGGGAUCCAGGUACCCUGGUUAAAGCUGCUUUUUGUAGACGGAGCCUGCAGGGGGAGCUGUUUUCCUGUCAUAUAAAAUCAGUGAGGGGGACUCACCUGUUGAGCAGCAGUCAGGUGAGCUCACAGCGGAUCUGUGUCAAAUGACCUGUUCUAAACUCUGUGGAUUCAAAUCAGUUUAACAAACAUUAAAGACAAAAAUUCAGGUUCA